This is a messenger RNA of Vicia faba (fava bean), 1554 nucleotides long. The record is from the annotation of a GenBank genome assembly. NCBI's taxonomy places the organism in Eukaryota, Viridiplantae, Streptophyta, Magnoliopsida, Fabales, Fabaceae.
AUGGAUAACCUACCAAAAUGUCAAGCAAACUAUACUACACUCACUCCUUUAACUUUCUUGAUGAGAGCUUCUGCUUCUUAUGCAAACCGUCUCUCUGUCAUCCAUGAUGCUGCCCGUUUCACUUGGUCGCAAACUUACGACCGAUGUCGCCGCCUCGCUUCCUCCCUCCGCGCCCUCAAUAUCGCCAAAAACGAUGUUGUAUCAGUGUUGGCACCUAACAUUCCAGCAAUGUAUGAGAUGCAUUUUGCAGUACCUAUGGCAGGAGCUGUGCUAAACACAAUCAACAUCCGUCUCGACGCAAAGAACAUAGCCACAAUCCUCCGACACGCCGAAUCAAAAGUCUUCUUCGUCGACUACGAAUUCGUCUCCAAAGCAAAAGAUGCUUUGAGAAUACUCAUGGAAGAAAAAGAUCAACAAAACUACUCGUCACUUCCGCUGGUGAUCGUCAUAGACGACAUAAACACUCCGACCGGGAUCAGACUAGGUACAACUUCAGAGCCUAAAGGUGUUGUUUAUAGUCACAGAGGUGCUUAUCUUAGCACUUUGAGUUUGAUUCUUGGAUGGGAAAUGGGUAGUGAACCAGUUUAUCUCUGGACAUUACCUAUGUUCCAUUGUAAUGGUUGGACAUUCACUUGGGGUAUUGCUGCAAGAGGAGGCGCGAAAGCGAGCGAGAAGAGGCCGAUAAAAGCUCCGGUUAAUAUACUAACCGGGGGAGCCCCUCCGCCCGCGUCGCUACUAGAGAAAAUUGAGCCGCUUGGUUUCCAUGUGACACAUGCUUAUGGACUAACGGAGGCAACAGGGCCUGCACUUGUUUGUGAGUGGCAGAAGAAAUGGAAUGAGUUACCGAAAACGGAACAGUCGAUGCUGAAAGCGAGGCAGGGUGUGAGUAUUCUAACACUCGCUGAUGUUGAUGUGAAGAAUCUUGAAACAAUGGAGAGUGUGGCGAGAGAUGGGAAAACAAUGGGGGAGAUUGUUUUGAAAGGAAGUGGAAUCAUGAUGGGGUAUUUCAAAGACGGAGAAGCCACGGCGAAGGCGUUUGGAGAUGGUUGGUUUAGAACCGGUGAUGUUGGUGUUAUUCAUGGAGACGGUUAUUUGGAAAUCAAAGAUCGAUCCAAAGAUGUUAUUAUAUCCGGAGGCGAAAAUAUCAGCAGUGUUGAAGUUGAGAAUGUUCUUUAUAGCCAUCCAAAGGUUCUAGAAGCUGCUGUUGUUGCAAUGCCACAUCCAAAAUGGGGUGAAAGUCCUUGUGCUUUUGUGUCACUUAUGAAAAAUGAUGAAGAAGAAAAAAGUGAUUAUUCUUGUGUUACUCAGGAUGAGAUAAUUGGUUAUUGCAGGAAGAAUUUACCUCACUUUAUGGUACCUAAGAUGGUUGUUUUAAUGAAGGAAUUACCAAAGACUGCAACAGGUAAGAUUCAGAAAUUUGAGCUAAGAGUCAAAGCUAAGUGUUUUGUGAUGAAUGAUGAUGAGAAGAACAAGAAUAAGAACAAGAACAAGAAGACUAAUAAUAAUCAAGUCAAUCAAAACAAUUACCAGAUUAUGGCUAUGUCUCGUCUUUGA